AUGUCCAACAUAGAGGUUUUGAUCAACACUCUGGCCACUGAUGCUGCUGUCAUCGAGGAGCCUAACGGCACAGUUUCCUCGGUGGCAGGCAUCUUCCCAAAGGCAGAUUUUCUUUGGUCAUUGAUCAAUUUAGGCGAGACUAAUUGUGGCGACUUGGCUCGUCGCCUGUUUUUUAUUUGGACAGGCUACGUUGUUGUACGAUGUAUUUACAACCUCUACUUCCAUCCUCUUUCUAAGAUCCCCGGUCCAUGGCUAGCUGCUAUGACGCCGCUCUGCGACUUUUGGUACGAUGCCGUAAAGAACGGCAACUACCUUUGGGAGAUCCAGAAGAUGCAUGAGAAAUACGGUAAGACCGAUCCAUUUCACUACUCUUACCAGCAGACGUCAUCGGGCGGUCUCUUGCACAGAUUGCUGAUUGUUAUUGAUAUAGGCCCAAUUGUUCGCAUCAACCCCAACGAAGUUCACAUUGAUGACCCAGAAUACUAUCAAAACGUUUAUGUCGGCGGCACUCAUCGCAUCAACAAGGACUCGUCUACCGUAGCCGGUUUUGGUGUCCCUGUAUCCGUAGCAGCCACCGUGAACCACGCCCAGCACCGUUCACGCCGCGGCUAUAUGAACCCCUACUUCGCAAAGCGGUCCAUCGUUUCUAUGGAGCCCCAGAUUCAUGAACGUAUCACGGCCAUGCUCAACCGCCUCGAUGGUGCUCGCAAGGACGGCACCAAAAUCUCGCUGGACCUCGCGUUUUCCGCCAUGACGGCAGACAUUAUCACCCAACGCUUCUUUGGCUACCACUACGACUACCUCAGCAUCCCCAGCCUGGUUUCGCCCAUUCGUGAGGCCUUCAAGGGUGUUUCGGAAAUCUUUCACUGGACUCGCUUCGUGCCGUGGGCCAUUAGAUACCUCAAGAAGCUGCCCAUCCCAGUUAUCCGUCUCAUUCUACCACCCGUCGCGGAACUCCUGGUUCUACAAGAAGACAUUAAAAUCAACAUCAAGAACAAGCUCGCUAGCGAGAACAAUAGUCCUCAGUCCAAGUCAAUCAUAAUUGAGGCCCUCGGCGACUCGCACGUCCCUGCACAGGAACGCACCAUGGAGCGUCUUGUAGAUGAAGGGCAGGUCAUUAUAUUCGCUGGAACAGAGACAUCAUCAAGAUCGCUUGCUGUGGGCAUGUUUUACCUGCUCGCCAACAAAUCUCUUGUCAACAGAGCCCUCGCUGAGCUCUCCAGAGUGGACCACAUUCCCGACGAAGAGCUCACAAUGAAGGAUCUCGAGACACUGCCCUUCAUGACUGGCAUUGUGAAAGAAGCUAUCCGCCUCUCUUACGGACCCAUCACCCGUCUUCCAAGGGUCUUCACCCACGAGACGCUACAGUACAAGGACCAUGCCAUUCCUCCUGGUACGCCUGUAAGUCAGUCGACGUAUUUUGUGCACACUAAUCCCAAGUGCUUCGUGGACCCCUUCACCUUCAACCCAGACCGCUGGGUAGAGGCAGCCAAGGCAGGGUUUCCUCUGGAGAGGUACCUCACGAGUUUCACCAAGGGGUCCCGUCAGUGCCUCGGCAUCGGCUUAGCUCACGCCGAGCUAUAUCUGACAUUUACCCGCGUUCUUCGUAACUUCGAUAUGGAUUUGGUGAACACUUCGAUUGCAGACGUUCAGGUCCAUAACGUCUUGAUCAUUGGGCAACCCAAGCUCGAGAAGGAUAAGGGCGAAGGACAGGGUGAAGUCGAGGUGAUGGUUACACGCAAGCUAAGGCCCUAA
This is a messenger RNA of Colletotrichum lupini, 1755 nucleotides long. Its product is annotated as trichodiene oxygenase. Gene Ontology annotation, molecular function: oxidoreductase activity, acting on paired donors, with incorporation or reduction of molecular oxygen; heme binding; monooxygenase activity. Bases 1 to 1755 code for a protein of 584 amino acids. The record is from RefSeq and is a predicted model, not a curated record. The transcript has 4 exons. Lineage: Eukaryota; Fungi; Ascomycota; Sordariomycetes; Glomerellales; Glomerellaceae.